AUGUCGUUCCUCAAACAAGCUGCUAUCCUGGGCACGGUCCUCCUCGCUGGUAAUGCUGCUGCCCACGGUUUUAUCCAGGGCAUAUCAGCUGGUGGAAAGUCAUAUGCAGGUCAAUCUCAUUGGUCUUCCGAAGCAAGCCCAGGCUGGAAAGCAAACAACGGCGACACUGGCUUCGCCUCAAGCUUGACUGGCCCAGACAUCAUCUGUCACAACAGUGCCGUCGCAGGAACACAAUAUGUCGCAGUUGCUGCAGGCUCUGCAAUCGAAGUCACAUGGAAUACCUGGCCAGAAUCUCACAAAGGUCCUGUGCUCGACUACCUUGCUCCUUGUGGUGACGAUUGUGCUACCAUCGAUAAGAGUCAACUAAGAUUCACAAAGAUCGACGAAGCUGGUUUGAUCACGGCCAAUCCUCAACGCUGGGCUUCUGAUGAUUUGAUCGCUGAUAACUUCAAAUGGACUGUCACCAUUCCGUCCAGUGUUGCACCAGGAAAGUAUGUCCUCCGACAUGAGACUAUCGCCCUGCACAGUGCUGGUUCGCAAGGUGGUGCUCAAGCUUAUCCUCAGUGCAUCAAUAUCGAAGUCAGUGGUUCAGGAACCAACAGUCUCUCGUCCGGCACACCAGGAACUCAGCUGUAUAGUCCCACUGAGCCAGGCAUUCUCGUCAAUAUUUAUACUACCAUGACUGGAUACGACAUUCCUGGCCCAGCAGUCAUGGCUGGUGGAUCUAGUGACGACUCAGGAUCUCCUCCAGUGCCCAGCAGUUCAUCUCGAUCUCCACGUCCUUCAUCCACUACUCUAGCUACCAGCACUAGACCCGUUUCCAUCACCAGACCUGCUACCACGAAGGUCGCUGUCGUCUCGACUACGACUGAUGCUCCACCAACUACAAACCCAGCUCCCUCAUUCACUUCCACCAGCGCAGCUCCGUCUACCACCUUUACCAUGAAAGGCAGAAAGUUUGUCUGUCACGAAGAAUAG
Messenger RNA from Lithohypha guttulata, 978 nucleotides. RefSeq lists its product as uncharacterized. The record is from RefSeq and is a predicted model, not a curated record. The transcript has a single exon. NCBI's taxonomy places the organism in Eukaryota, Fungi, Ascomycota, Eurotiomycetes, Chaetothyriales, Trichomeriaceae. The coding region runs from base 1 to 978 and encodes 325 amino acids.